Molecule: messenger RNA, 2412 nt
Organism: Amphimedon queenslandica
Lineage: Eukaryota; Metazoa; Porifera; Demospongiae; Haplosclerida; Niphatidae
Product: E3 ubiquitin-protein ligase TRIM71-like
Exons: 1
Coding region: 13-2223 (736 amino acids)
Molecular function (GO): ubiquitin protein ligase activity; protein binding; zinc ion binding
Source: RefSeq, a predicted model, not a curated record
GCAUAGACCAUAAUGGCUAACAACGAAGUGGAAAUCCAAGAGCCCAUUCCUCUUGUGUGUGGGUUAUGCUCGGAGUACUACACUGACCCACUUAUACUUCCAUGCCUUCACUCCUUCUGCAUGAAAUGUCUCGUUAAAAUCAAAGAGGAGCAAGGAAGAGAAGAGUCAUUGAAGUGUCCCACCUGUGAUGCUAAUGUUCCAUUGCCUUCAGGUAAAGUUAAGGGUCUGACUCAGAAUCUUUGGUUGGCUCACAAGGUCUUAGAGGCUACCGUGAGGGAGAAGAUAAGUAGCAAGGACAGCAUCCCGUGUGACCAGUGUACAUCAUCGAGUGACGAUGCUUCUGUAGCAUUUUGUUGUUCAUGCUGUUUGUUUUUGUGUGAUUUUUGCAAGAAAGGUCACAAACGAAUGAAGAAAACCGUCCACCAUGAAUUAAUUGAGCUAGGAGGUAAGAAGAUUGGAGAUGUUUCCCCCGUUGUUAGCCGUCAACCAACAUAUUGUGCUGUCCACGAUGACGAAAAGAUCAAGUUUUUUUGCCAAGACUGUGAGAUGCUCGUCUGUCGUGAUUGUUUCAUUGUAACUCAUAAAGAUCACAAUCGUAUUGAAUACACUGAAGAAGGAGAUGCAGCUCGUGAAGCACUGAAGGAAAGUGCAGCAAAAUGCCAUGAAGCUAAAGUUUCUGGUACUUUCUUUGAAUCAAUUGCUAAUGGGGAGGAAAUGCUGCGACAGAUAGACACACGCAAGGAAGAGAUUGAAAAAGAAAUUGAGGAAACAUUUACAAAACUCAAAACCAUUUUAGAGGAACGUCGCAGGUACCUUCUAGCAGAGACAGAAGAGAUUGCUAGCGCUAAGAAAGAGUCGGUUAAGAAGCAGUUGAAUGAGUUUCAGAGGCUUGAGAAUGGAGUUCUGCUCGGUUGCCAACUAGCCCAAUCUGUGAGUGAGUGUGUGGAUUCUGGUGAAGUCCUUAGCAUUAAGAAAUUAAUCACUGAUCAAUUGGAGAGGUGUUUAAAAGCAUCAAAAGAACACCCUCGUGAGAUACAGGAGGAUGGGGUAAUACUAACAAAAUUGGAGGCUGUUGGCAUAAGCAAUGAGAUCAAUGGAUUUGGAGGUGUUUUUGAGGUUGAUCCUGAUCGCUAUUCUAUUGAAUCUGGGUUAGCUAUUCCACUGGCAACAGUAGGGAAGCAAAGGAAAUUCAAGUUGGCCAUCGAUACUCCAUUGUCUCUGGAUAAAGCUACUGCUCAUUUAAAAACCUCUUUUGUCAAAUGUGAUGGGACUAAAGAGGAGGGUAAAGUUGUUAUAGCUAAUGAUAACAAGGCAGCCACAAUCUCAUGCACACCUCAAAGUAUUGGUCAGUACCUUCUAUCAGUCACUGUAAGAGGUCAUCAUAUUAAAAGUAGUCCUUAUGGUCUAUCUGCAAAAGCAUCAAAGAAUUAUGCCUCACUUCCUAAUUUAGGUAGCUAUAAUGUUGGGAAUUAUACAUAUGGUGUUGCUGUUCAUACUAAUGGUGAUGUGUUUGCUAGUGAUAGUAGCAAUGGCUUUGUACAGGUUUUUAGUCAAGAUAGGAAUAAGACACGAACUAUUGGUACAAAAGGCAAUGGUGAUGGUCAGUUUCAGAGUCCAUUUGGUUUAUUGGUAGUAGGAGACAAGCUCUAUGUGAGUGAUAAUAGCCUUCAUCGUUUACAGUAUUUCUCUGCCAUUACUGGUAAGUAUAUUGGUCAGUUUGGCACCAAUGGCAAUGGGAAAGGGCAAUUUUCUAAUCCUUAUGGUAUGGCAUCUGAUGGUAAAGGAAAGAUUCUAGUAGCUGAUUACAGUAAUAGCAGAGUACAAGUAUUUGAAGAGGAUGGGACAUUUGUUCAAGUCAUUCAAUGUAAUGGUACUCCAGCUGGUGUAGCAGUUGAUAAUGAUGGAAAUAUUCAUGUGACUAUUUAUAAUCAACAUUAUGUACAGGUGUUCCCUCCAGAAGGUACAAAUCAGCUUUACACAUACAACAAUCCUAAUGGCUACUUGAAUUAUCCUACUGGUAUUGCUAUUGAUGACGAAGGAUACAUCUUUAUCCUAUCCCGAUAUAGUAGUACCAACUAUCUGAAUGUGUUAAGUCCUCAAAGAACACAAGUUAAUUUAAUCUCACAGUUUCAUAACAGUAGCACUUGCUAUGGUAUGGCAUUGGAUAAGGAUGGGCACAUUUACGUUCCUGAUUAUUAUAAUCGUCGUAUUAUGAAAUACUGACUCUAGACUGAGUUGAUAACAAUGGUUAUUAUAGAAUCCUAGCUUUUUGUAUUUUGGUAGAGAAAUAAUUUUGUACUAGUGUAUUACUUAAUACUUAAUUCUUUUUUUCAUAAUAAUAAUAAUAGUUAAACUAUAAUCUUUCUUUAUGUAUUGUUAGUCCAAUUGAGUUUAAUUCUUUUUCAUACUCUA